Phanerochaete carnosa HHB-10118-sp is the source of this 471-nucleotide messenger RNA. RefSeq lists its product as uncharacterized. NCBI's taxonomy places the organism in Eukaryota, Fungi, Basidiomycota, Agaricomycetes, Polyporales, Phanerochaetaceae. Gene Ontology annotation, cellular component: mitochondrion. The transcript has 2 exons. Gene Ontology annotation, molecular function: fatty acyl-CoA hydrolase activity. The record is from RefSeq and is a predicted model, not a curated record. The coding region runs from base 1 to 471 and encodes 156 amino acids.
AUGAGCGAGCUCAAGGCACGUCGACGCGCAGACUAUCCUUACUCUCUCUCGUAUAGGACUCGCUGGAGCGACAAUGACCAAUACGCGCAUAUAAAUAACUCUGUUUACUACCACUUCUUCGACUCUAUCAUCAACACUUAUCUCAUUCAUCACUGCGGCCUCCCGCCUCGGACUGCUGAUGCACCACUCAUCGGUCUCGUCGUCUCCUCCUUUUGCCACUUCUUCGAACCACUAUCGUUUCCAUCUGUACUUGAGCUCGGCCUUCGUGUUAGCAAGCUCGGUAAGAGUUCGGUAACCUACGAAGUCGGCGUAUUCGGGGAGGGCAAGGACGCACCAAGUGCAGUCGGAGGCUACACUCACGUCUUUGUGGAGAACCAGAGUAGAAAAAGUACGCAGAUGGGCUCAAGGACAAGGAAAGGGCUCCAGGGACUGCAGUCGUCUAUCCCAGUACAACUGCGAGCAAAGCUAUAG